Messenger RNA from Saprolegnia parasitica CBS 223.65, 468 nucleotides. RefSeq lists its product as hypothetical. The transcript has 3 exons. NCBI's taxonomy places the organism in Eukaryota, Oomycota, Saprolegniomycetes, Saprolegniales, Saprolegniaceae. The record is from RefSeq and is a predicted model, not a curated record. Bases 28 to 468 code for a protein of 146 amino acids.
AGCACGGUGGAGUACGACAAUUGACCAAUGCGCCAUCGAUUGCGGCGUCUGCUCGUGGGUCUCCUGGCUCUGCGCGCAGUGAUCGCCGGCGAUCCACGGCUGGGCCGCGCGCUGCGUGUCGUGCCCGUGGCGACGACCACGUUCACGACCAACUGCGACGGCGUCGAGUGGGGCGACGCUGCGUACGGCAGCGAGGCCGAGCCCGACCAAGUGUCGUGCGUGUGGUUUCCGAAUGGCAGCGUGUACCGCGGCGCCGUCAAGACGUAUAGCGCUCGCAUGGGCACGACCGGCUUUAUCAAAAACACGCUCGAUGGCGAGUUUGCGAUCGACUACGUGGCUUUUUUGCCCAACACUGCGGCGGUCAUUGAGCUCGACAACCUCAACCUCAGUCGUGUCAACAGCAGCCUCGACGUCGACAUCCACGGCAUUCCCAUCGUCGCCAAAACCAUCUUUUGGGAAAUCAAUUGA